AUGGUUGCGCCAAGUGGGUUGCGCGCGGUUGCAGUUGGAGCGCCCAGCAAUUUCCGGGUGUUUCCGGAAGCGGAUGGCGGACAUGCUGUUGUCGGUGGGCGCCUUGGCGUGCACGUACCUGAGAAGGACGUGGAGAGGCGCCUGCCUUCCGAUGACGUGAUGAAAUACUAUGCAGACGUCGGAGUCACCAUCGUGAACAUGUCAACGGAGGCGCCUCUCCACGUCCUGGUUUUCAGUUACGUGCACGCCAAGGCGCCCACCGAUAACAGCAUGUCCGCCAUCCGCUUCCGGAAACACCCGGAAAUUGCUGGGCGUUCCAGCUGCAACCGCGCGUAA
Molecule: messenger RNA, 336 nt
Organism: Coccomyxa subellipsoidea C-169
Lineage: Eukaryota; Viridiplantae; Chlorophyta; Trebouxiophyceae; Coccomyxaceae
Exons: 2
Coding region: 1-336 (111 amino acids)
Source: RefSeq, a predicted model, not a curated record